Messenger RNA from Entamoeba dispar SAW760, 1099 nucleotides. RefSeq lists its product as uncharacterized. The annotation marks the transcript as partial. The record is from RefSeq and is a predicted model, not a curated record. The transcript has a single exon. NCBI's taxonomy places the organism in Eukaryota, Evosea, Mastigamoebida, Endamoebidae.
AUGUGGUUUUGUUUAUUACUUCUAUUUAUUUCAUUUUGUAAUGGUGAAUAUUGUAAAAAAGUGGAAGGGAAUGAUACUGUAAUCUAUGUAAAUGCUAGUUGUAGUGAUUCUACUUUAAAUUCAAAAGAAUUAACAGGAGAUUAUACUAAAUAUUCAUCAGUUAUUAUUUCAAUGAAUAAUUAUAUUGCCAAUGUGUGGUUUUAUUUUGGUUCAAGAGAUAAUCCAUUUAAAGCAAAUAAAGUUAUUGUACUAUUAGAAGAAGGAAUUAGCAAUAAUUAUUAUCUAUACUUUAGAAGUAUUGAAACAAAUUUUGAACUUGAAUUAAUCAAAAAUUCUUAUUCAUUUGAAAAAGUUCAAUUUAAUUUCUAUAAUGGAAAUAGUCCAACAAGAAUAACUGGAGAUGUUGGUGAGUUGUGGGUUGGUGGAAAUGAUUAUUAUGAUUAUAAUUACCAUUUACCUAUUCAACGUACUUAUAUUAAUUCAAAUCCUGCUACUUUAAUUGCUGAUUUUAGUUAUGUUAAUUAUGGUAUAUGGUAUUUAAUAUCAUCAUAUGAAGGAUCAAUCAAUAAAAUAACACCAAAUUCAUUAUCAAAUAGUAAAUAUUUUAAUCAAACAUGUGGUGGAAUGGUUCGAUAUUUUAGUUAUAAAAGUAUCGAAAUUCAUGAUAUAACAACAGAAUGUAAUCAUCAAUUUAAAAAAAAUGAAGAAGAUGAUUUCAAUUUAUUUAUUGUUACUACUACUGUAUCUUUAUCUGAUUAUAAUUAUCAAAUAUCAUUAUCAACAAAUAAUUAUAUUAUUAGAAAUAACUAUAACCCAUCAAAUAUUCAUACAAUAUAUACAUAUCCUAAUCAAUGGUUAAAAUAUGAAUCAACAAAUCAAACAAAAUUUAAUAUUUAUAGAAAAAAAGAACCAUAUCAAAAAAUUGAAUUCAGUUUAAGAAUUGAAUCAUCAAAUGAAGGAACAACAUCAAUUAAAGAAGUAGAAAAUAAUGAUAAAUCAAUUUCAACACUAAUUAUUUCUUCUUCAAAACCAUUAACUAGUUUAACUAAUGUAAAAUUUUCAGAAACAACAUUAACAACAAAGAAAAGUCAAAUAAUGA